This is a messenger RNA of Myotis lucifugus (little brown bat), 3138 nucleotides long. RefSeq names its product RAB27A, member RAS oncogene family (gene RAB27A). The transcript is spliced from 10 exons. Gene Ontology annotation, molecular function: GTP binding; GTPase activity. Gene Ontology annotation, cellular component: secretory granule; melanosome. NCBI's taxonomy places the organism in Eukaryota, Metazoa, Chordata, Mammalia, Chiroptera, Vespertilionidae. The coding region runs from base 395 to 1147 and encodes 250 amino acids. Gene Ontology annotation, biological process: positive regulation of exocytosis; melanosome transport. The record is from RefSeq and is a predicted model, not a curated record.
AAAAGAAACGAAAAGGACCCAAAAAAGGCCUGCGGGCGGCUGCUGCGCGCACAGAGGCCGAGCGGCGGGGGACGGUGGGCUGAGCCAGAUAAAAAGUCAGCUUUUUGAAGAGGACAUGUGAUUGGAAGUUGUCUAAUUGUUGAAGUGUUGGGAACUCCAGUCUCUAAAGUCUUAGAAAAACAACUGAGGAUUUAUACUUUGUCAAGGGCUGCCAAAACAAAGUACUACCAACUGGGUGGCUUCCACAACAGGCAUUUAAUUGUCUCAAGUUCUGGAAGCCAGGAGUCUGAGAGCAAGGUGUCGGGCUGGGCUGGCGCCCUUCUGAGGCCUUUCUCCUUGGCUUGUUGAUGGCCAUCUUCUCCCUGAGUCCCUUCCUGUCAUCUUCCGAGUAUGCAUGUCUGUGUCCAGAUUUCUUCUUCCAAGAACACGUCAGAUUGGGUUAGGGUCCACCCGCUUGAUGAUCUCCCUAAAGGCCCUAUGUUCAAGUGAACCAGAGUUCUUCAUUAUGUCUGAUGGAGACUAUGAUUACCUCAUCAAGUUUUUAGCUUUGGGAGACUCUGGAGUAGGGAAGACCAGUGUGCUUUACCAGUACACAGAUGGCAAAUUCAACUCCAAAUUUAUCACAACAGUGGGCAUUGAUUUCAGGGAAAAGAGAGUGGUGUACAGAGCCAAUGGGCCAGAUGGAGCUGUUGGCAGAGGCCAGAGAAUCCACCUGCAGUUGUGGGACACAGCAGGACAGGAGAGGUUUCGGAGCUUGACAACAGCAUUCUUCAGAGAUGCUAUGGGGUUUCUUCUGCUUUUUGAUCUGACAAAUGAACAAAGUUUCCUCAAUGUCAGGAACUGGAUAAGCCAGCUACAAAUGCAUGCAUAUUGUGAAAACCCAGAUAUAGUGUUAUGUGGGAAUAAGAGUGAUCUGGAAGACCAGCGACAAGUAAAAGAGAUUUACCUAAUCCCCUACUUUGAAACUAGCGCUGCCAACGGGACAAACAUAAGCGAGGCGAUCGAGACGCUCCUGGACCUGAUAAUGAAGCGGAUGGAGCGGUGCGUGGACAAGUCCUGGAUUCCCGAAGGCGUGGUGCGGCCCAAUGGCCACCCCUCUGCUGACCAGUUAAGUGAAGGAAAGCCGAAGGGGGCCUGUGGCUGUUGAAGAGUCACGUGAGCUCCACGAUGAAUUGCGUGGCCCGUGUCUGGAAUCUCCUCUAUGGGUGACACACGGCACAGAGAGAGAUUAACGGGCAUUGUGUACAGACUCCUCACUAUCCCGAUUAGGCCAAUCAAUAAAGCAUCCAGUUUUAAAAUCAGUUUGCCGCAGCUUUUUAAAUGUUUCUCUAAGAUUCAGCCUGAGAGUUAGGAGGAAUGUUGCACAUAGCCAAAAGUGCCUUCUAAAACCUUACCUAGCCAAUGGCAGUAGAUCAUUCAAGGAUUCGGGAUUUUUGUAGCCACAGAAGAGUGCAUUUAUUGUGAAGAAUGACUGAAGAUAUCGUCACCUGCCUUAACAGAGAUCGGCCCGGUGUCUCACAUUCGAGAUCUUAGAUGCAAUUAUAAAACUAUCAGUCUUUAACCCAAAUGGAAAUAUCUUACUUGUACUGUAGGUGACCUUCUAAAAUGCCUUGAAUAUUAAACCCCUUGAAUAUUAAACAAGAAUAUGCACAAACAUCGGGUUCAGUGUCCUCAAGUAUUAAUUCAUGUAAGCAUUCUCUUUAAAAUGAGUAUUGGACAAAUUAUGGCCACAUCUCUAGACCCUGGAUAAACUGGAUCAAUCAAGUAUGUACUGACUGUGAUUCUUGUUUGUGGGGAAGGGAUUGGGGCUGAGGGCGGGGGUGGCUUACGAUAGCAUGAGCAACUGAAAUGGGGCUUAAUGCCCAGUGCGGCUGCUGUGUUCCCACUGCUCUUCAGGUUUGAUGGAAGGGACAGAGAACUAGGUUGUCAUGGCUUCAGUUCACUGUGAUCUUAGCAUUUAUCCUUGGCCCACACGUGGCCACAUCUGAACACAGCUGGUGCUUAUGCUAAGUUGUUUGUAAUAAGUAAAUAUUUAGCUUCUUUUUCUUCAUAUUUGUAAUGUUGGUCUGGUGUCCUCUUUCAAUUGGCAUGUGAACUACCAAUCUUCGGUCUUCACCAUCAGGCCCUGGAUUGUGGAUCUGUGCAACUUGUUUUAUUUUUACAUUGGCGGAGUUGAAGGAAUUUGUUCUUAAUUAUGUAAAAUGUCCUUUUGCUAUUUAGUGGACAAUUUAAUUUAAUUUAAGUGGUUACUUUUGCACUCCAGCUCAAUAUAAGGAAAAUAAAGUGUUCUAUGGCCUGUAUUCUUCACUGGGAUCAGGGGCAUCUGUAUUUGCUGGGUCUUGCCAAGGUCACGUAUUCUUCUACACUGCCAAAGUGUCUUUAUACCCAACUAAAGAUGGUUUUAAAAUGUGCUUUGUGGCAGUUUAUAAAGGUCAAAGGGGACAAUUCUUAUUUAUUAAAGUGGUUUAAAUAGAUUAAAAUUUCCAAAAAGUUUAAUAACUAUUUAGAGAACAAUACAUUAUAAUUUAAAUAAAUGUAUUUACAUAAAAUAAAUAUAAAUGUAUGUUGUGGUAGCAGAUGUUUGGCAAAGUGUAAUUAGAAAAAUACAACUUUUUUGGAAAGUAAUUGCUUUUACAUAAUUAUUUUCAAAUGGCUUUUUCUUGAGUACCUAUUCUGUUUUGUUUUGUUUUGUUUAUUUUUGCCACAACUCCCUUAAAAAACUUAGCUAUGGUUACUAAGAUGUUAUGUAUUUCUGUCCUUAAAAUGAGAACUUCUUUUAAAUCCUAAAGAAGCCAUUGUGUCCUAUGCAUUUGAAUUGUAUAUUCUAGUGAGGAAAGAUUCAGACACUUCAAGGGCAGAGUCAUGCUCACAGUGGUACCUUCUCAAGUGGCCAUGUCAGUGGAGUAAAUCAUAUUUUUACAUUUACAUAUCAGGGAACAUUUUAUAUGGUCUGUUUGUAUAAUUAAAAAGAAGAUGAUUUUGUAUGUUUCUGUUUUUUUAAGAACCAAAUGAGCAAUUAGCCACAGAUCCUAUUGGCCUUAAACAUAAUAUACAAUUAAAACAUGUAUACCUGAUACAGUGCACAUACAUGAACUGUCUUUAAUUAUUGAAAUAAAUAAAUUGUAUUCUCUUUGGAAA